AUCGAAGGCGGUCCGACUGAACUCCCGCGCUCUCCCGUCGCGGCACUUAGCUUUUCAGGUCCGAUUUUUGCCGGGGCCAUGGAAGGGGUCGCGGCGAUCACGGCAGGCAACGCGGGCGCUGCCAAGGCGGAGGGAGCCGCAGUCAUGCCGCCGCCGCCUCCCGUGUCCCCACCUGCCCUCACCCCGCCGCCCGUGGCCGGCGAGGAGGGCCCGGCUCCUCUGCCCGAGGUGGGGGCUCCAGGCUGCUCCGGCUCCCGGCCCCCUGAGUUAGAGCCCGAGCGCAGCCUGGGCCGCUUGAGGGGCCGCUUCGAAGACUACGACGAGGAGCUGGAAGAGGAUGAGGAGUUGGAGGAGGAAGAGGAGGAGGAGGAGGAAGAGCUGAGCCACUUCUCGCUGAGGCUGGAAGGGGGCCGGCCGGACUCUGAGGACGAAGAGGAGCGCCUGAUUAAUCUUGCUGAGCUGACACCAUAUAUCUUGUGUUCCAUUUGCAAGGGUUAUUUAAUAGAUGCAACUACCAUUACAGAAUGUCUUCAUACGUUUUGUAAAAGCUGCAUUGUAAGACAUUUUUACUAUAGCAACAGAUGUCCAAAAUGCAACGUAGUUGUACAUCAGACACAACCACUUUACAAUAUAAGGUUGGACCGACAAUUACAAGAUAUAGUGUACAAAUUAGUGAUCAAUCUAGAGGAAAGAGAAAAAAAGCAAAUGCAUGAUUUCUAUAAAGAAAGAGGUCUAGAAGUACCUAAACCUGCUGUUCCACAGUCAGUCCCUUCAAGCAAAGGAAGAACUAAGAAAGUCCUAGAAUCAGUAUUUCGUAUUCCACCUGAACUUGACAUGUCUUUAUUACUGGAGUUCAUUGGGAUCGAACCCAGAUCCUCACAUGUGCUAGACAAGAUUCUACCACUGAGUCACAACUCCAGCUGUUGUGCUAAUGAAGGCACGGGACAUUUUAAGCCAUUAGAAAAGAAGUUUGUUCGAGUUUCAGGAGAAGCCACUAUUGGACAUGUAGAAAAAUUCCUCCGAAGAAAAAUGGGUCUUGAUCCAGCUUGUCAGGUAGAUAUCAUCUGUGGUGAUCACUUGCUGGAGCAGUACCAGACUCUAAGGGAGAUCCGACGUGCAAUAGGUGAUGCAGCAAUGCAAGAUGGUCUGCUUGUCCUUCAUUAUGGUCUUGUGGUUUCUCCUCUGAAAAUAACUUGAAGAUGCUAGGCAUAUUAUGAGGAAGGAAGCAAACAAAGUAAGGAAAUUUCUACAGGACUGUAUUUCACCAAAGAUUUCCACAAAACAUGUAAUCACUACCACGUUGUGCUGUUCAAGACAUACCUUAUCUAUUUUCAGCACCAAAAAUCCUAAGUACAAUUGGAAUGAAGGAAUGCACCUGUUUCACUAGAGACUAUAUGUAAAAAGCACUAGAGCUCAGGGGAAUUUUUCCAAAACAGCAUAUUUUAAAAUUCCGUAUACUUUGAUGUUGAUUUUUGCUUCCCAUCUUUGAGGUAAAGUGAUCACUGUUUUCUCCUUUGUUGAGCCAUAUCCCUUUAAAGUUGGCAGUAAGGAUUCUGUUCUGUGGAACAGCAUCAGUUGGACAGUCAUCCUUUUGGGAAAAAGAGGUAUGCUUUUGAAUGGGAGAUUCAAAGCCAGUCUUUGUUAAACCACAGGGUAUACUCUCAAAAGACCAAAACUACUGGCUGCUUUUGUAUUUGCCAUCAUAUUUUAAACUUGUAGAGUUUCCCCCCCCCUUAAACCAGCAAUACUACUAAAGAAAUGUUUGUUCAUAAAAUGGAUGAAUUAUCAUUAUCUGUGUGAAGACACUGUGUCAUAAGCCUUCAGUGUAAUAAGACUUCUUAACAUAUCUUACAAUAAGAGGUGCUUAUUUGUGAUGACAUAUUUAAUUUUAUUUGCAUACAAAGUAUGAUUUGUUGAUAACCUGUAAUGGCACUCCUUCUGAAAGUAAUAAUAAAACAUUUCAGGUGAAUUUCAGAAGUUUACAGAAUACUUUUUGUUUCCUCAGCAAGUCAGCUUAAUAUUCAUUUUCCCCUUAUUUUGUGACUGGGAUAAAGAAUAAGAAUGUUUUAAAGCUGCUUAAUUUUAUGCAGACUUCAAUUUUGAACAUUAUUUUGCUUAAAAUUAGCCUCCUGAUUCUUUCUAAAUGAAAUAUUUUGUAGACUAUUUCACAGCAAAAUUUCCAAAUCUGUAUGAAACUUUAAAAAUUGGACAAGGAUUGGCAAUUGUUUUGUAAAGAAUCUGUGAAUUGUGUAUAUAUCUCUUCUAACAUUUAAUAAAAAUUUAUUUUAGCUUACUUUGAAA
Ictidomys tridecemlineatus (thirteen-lined ground squirrel) is the source of this 2301-nucleotide messenger RNA. RefSeq names its product polycomb group ring finger 6 (gene Pcgf6). NCBI's taxonomy places the organism in Eukaryota, Metazoa, Chordata, Mammalia, Rodentia, Sciuridae. The record is from RefSeq and is a predicted model, not a curated record.